GCCUGCGUGGCGCGGGAGGCCGGGGACGGGAAGUGGGCGGGGCGCCGCCGGAGCCUAGAGCUGGGCGCUGGGCGGCUGCACUGGCAGAGUGAAGACUCGCUGGAGCCUCGGGAUGCCCCGGGCAUGGCCUGUGGCACCCCCCUGCAGAGCAGCCAGAUGGCGGAGGGGAUCCCAGGCUUCCUCGACACAUUCUUCAGUGACUUCCCAGCCCCGCUGGGCCCCGAGAGCCCGCUGCCAUGGGAUGUGCCUGGGAAAGUGCUGAGCCUCGAGGAAGUGGAGGGGGAGCUGCUGGAGCUGGCGGGGCACUUCCUAAGGAGCAGGAAUGCUGCGCCCUACCUCGCUUCGUCUCUGGCCCAUGAAGCUGUGUCCCAGUUGUUACAGACAGAUCUCUUAGAGUACAGGAAGUUGCCCCGACCGGAGGAAGAGGAGAAUCAGGAGGAAGAGGAGACAGACCCUAUAACCCUGCUGGAUGCCAAAGGUGUAGCCAGGAGCUUCUUUAACCAGCUCUGGGAAGUCUGUAGCCAGUGGCAGAAGCAGGUGUCACCGGCCACCCAAGGUCCACAGCGCCAAUGGCUGGUUUCUGUCCAUGCCAUCCGCAACACCCGCCGCAAGAUGGAGGACCGCCACGUCUGCCUCCCCACCUUCAACCAACUCUUCGGCUUGUCUGACUCAGUGGAUCGCGCCUAUUUUGCUGUGUUCGACGGUCACGGAGGGGUAGACGCCGCCCGGUAUGCAGCUAUCCAUGUGCACGCCCAGGCCGCCCGCCAGCCAGAGCUGCCCACCCGGCCCGCAGAGGCCCUCCGACUCGCCAUUCAAAGCACCGACCGCAUGUUCCUCUGCAAGGCCCGGCGGGAGCGGCUGCAGAGUGGAACCACGGGGGUGUGCGCGCUGGUCGCCGGCCAGACACUGCAUGUGGCAUGGCUCGGGGACUCACAGGCCAUCUUGGUGCAACAGGGCCAGGUGGUGAAGCUGAUGGAGCCACACAGACCCGAGCGGCAGGACGAGAGGGAGCGCAUUGAGGCGCUGGGCGGUUUUGUGUCUUACAUGGACUGCUGGAGAGUCAAUGGAACCCUAGCCGUCUCCAGAGCCAUCGGGGACGUGUUCCAGAAGCCCUAUGUGUCUGGGGAUGCAGAUGCCACCUCCUGGGAGCUGACAGGCUCCGAGGACUACCUGCUGCUGGCCUGUGAUGGCUUUUUCGAUGUUGUCCCUCACCAGGAGGUCAACAGCCUGGUGCAGGCUCACCUGGCAGUGAGGCAGGGCUGUGCACUGCGCAUCGCCGAGGACCUGGUCGCCGAGGCCCGGGAGCGGGGCUCCCACGACAACAUCACAGUCAUGGUGGUCUUCCUGAGAAACCCCCGAGACCUGCUGGAAGCCAGGGCUCAAGGGGCAGGGGACGCCCAGGCAAACAGGAGGAGCCAGGACCUAUCUCCUAUCCCCCCAGAGCUGGAGUCCACUGCUCCACAGAAAAGCUAAGGGGUCCCCAUCUCUCAGCCCCUCCCAAGCUCUUCCUUGUCAAUGCCUUAGGACCCGGCAGGUGGCUCUGGGCAGGGUACCAUCCUCGCCGCCCUUUCCCCAGGACCCCAGCCCCCUUGUGCCACUGCGCUGCUCAUCUUGGUGGUUGUGGACAGUUGGGAGAGUGGUGUCCCCCACAGCUGGAGUGGGCCAGCGAGAUCCCGGGAAACCUCGGGACAUGACAAGGUGCCAAAGAGCCAAGGCCUGGGAGGAGGUUGGCACAGACCAAAGGUGGAUGCUGCCAAUGGUCCCUCAGCUGGCCCUGGAGCUGUGGAUGCUUUCAGGCCGUCCUGGUUGCUAUUCCUUUCACCCAAGCCAGGAGGGCCUGUGAGUAGAUGCAGAUGAGGGGUGGCUGCCCAAUCUGCAGCAGCACCACCCCCAGGCCUGGCCUCCCCCUACCCUCUCCCUCUAACCCACGGAGCGGAGUGUCAGUGAUUUCCCUCCAUGUCUUUGUGUUUAGAUUUUUUUUUUUUUAACUCCAGGGGAGCGUCUUGCCCAGAAGCAGUAUUUCAGGUCUUGUCUAUUUUCAUCAGUGCCAAGGUAACCUAUUGCAUAAUUUAAGCAGAGCUUAGCAUUUAUUUCAUCCCUUAGGAAACUGAAGUAUUGAUGGGAGGGAGUGGCCUCUUUAUUUUUGCAGUAUUAUUUUAUUGUUUUUUUUUUUGGUUUGUUUUCUUUUGGGGUUACAUCCAGAGAUGCUCAGGGGUUACUCCUGGUUCUGCACUCAGGAAUUGUUCCUGGCAGUGCUUGGGAGGACCAUAUGGGAUGCCAGAGAUUGACCCUGGGUUAGCCGUGUGCAAGGCAAAUGUCCUUCCUGCUGUACUGUCACUCUGGCCUCCUCUACUGAUUUUUAUUUUUCUAAAUCUGGAUUGAAAGAAAUUUUCCCCAGGUGGUGUUAAUAAGCCAUUCAAGUGCCUUAACAGCCCAGUCAUGGCUAGGGCCGAAGAGCACCAGAUGGUGUAAUGGGAAAUUUGAGUUUCAUAGAAGUAGGAUUUGUUUUGUGACUGUGGUGGGGUUUAAGCUAGAAUUCUCCCCAGAGUUCUUUGCCUCUUUGUGGUAUGCCAUGGACAGGAGACUGUGGGGAACCCUCACCCCCACCUGCCCCCGCCUACGUUGGUUGUUUGUGUCUCUGACUGGCCUCCAAUGGAAGGGCCUAGCUCCGUGAGACAAGUCUGCUGCUACUGCUGCUUGGCUGGAAUGUUCCAGAAUAUCUUGUAGUUGCCGGUUGAAUUUAUUGCUUUGAAAAAAUGCAUUUAAGAGCUCUGAGUGGAGCUCAGCUGUGGAACCUGAAGUGAUGCAGCCUUUUGGUCUGCCCUGUAGCUGGUAGCUCCUUCCCCUGUACCCCACUGUCAGUCUCCAGUGAGGCUACCCUGGCAGUGAGACGGGAUUGCUUGGGAACCUUAGUCUAGAUGAAAUAGGCUGAUGCUUUACCAAAGAGCAGAAUAAGUCUGAACUGGGGGAGGCGCCCCCACAGAGAGGAGGACUCAGUCUGGCAAUUUUGGGGUAGAGUUGGGGCUGUUGAGGACAGCAAGAGUAAACCUGAUGCCAGGCCCCAAAGCUGGGAGGUCCUGAGACACAUCAGGCAGGGAGGGGAUCGCUUCCCCCUGGUAGCAGGACCCAGAAGCACCCUGCAGUGUACCCCUCACCCCUUCAACCCUGGCAAAGAGCAGAAGGUGGCAGCUGCCCCUUGUGAGGCUAGUGCACUGUCCAGGGAGGGGACACUGUGCAAGUUCAGCCUUCACCCCAUAUCCCACUGGGCACCAGAUCCCAGGACCCCUGUGCCAACACCUUGCUCACGUGCCCAGACAUGAUUCUGUCAGGCAGCUACUCUGUUUGCCCUGAAGCUCAGAAAGCCCCUCCUAGGCAGAUAGGCAGGUGGGGCUCCAUUUCCUCUAGAGCCCCUCUCCACCGUAUUCCUUUUCAGUCAGGACUCUAAAGUGAGUGUCUGAAGUGAC
Molecule: messenger RNA, 3464 nt
Organism: Suncus etruscus (white-toothed pygmy shrew)
Lineage: Eukaryota; Metazoa; Chordata; Mammalia; Eulipotyphla; Soricidae
Gene: PPM1F
Product: protein phosphatase, Mg2+/Mn2+ dependent 1F
Exons: 8
Coding region: 124-1473 (449 amino acids)
Biological process (GO): protein dephosphorylation; negative regulation of protein kinase activity
Cellular component (GO): cytosol
Molecular function (GO): protein serine/threonine phosphatase activity; cation binding
Source: RefSeq, a predicted model, not a curated record